Molecule: messenger RNA, 2234 nt
Organism: Manihot esculenta (cassava)
Lineage: Eukaryota; Viridiplantae; Streptophyta; Magnoliopsida; Malpighiales; Euphorbiaceae
Product: probable aspartyl aminopeptidase
Exons: 10
Coding region: 44-1624 (526 amino acids)
Biological process (GO): proteolysis
Molecular function (GO): aminopeptidase activity; zinc ion binding
Source: RefSeq, a predicted model, not a curated record
CCUCUCAAGUGUAGUUCGUCGACUGUAAUCAGCAGAAGCAAAAAUGUCAGCCAUGGCCAUGACACGAUUGCAAUUCCUACGCCAAUAUCCCACCGUCAAACCUUCUCUAUUUCUGUCUAGCCUCCCUCGCUCUCCCCUUUAUGGCCUCCGCUCCCGCAAACUUCCCACCUCCAUCACUACCCCUCUCUGUUCUGCAUCAAAUCACGCCCAAACCCCCGAGAGUUGUGAUGCUUCGGUGGUUGGGGAUCUGCUGGACUAUCUCAAUGAGUCUUGGACUCAGUUUCACGCUACUGCGGAAGCAAAAAGGCAACUUCUUUCUGCUGGUUUUCAUUUGCUAAAUGAAGAUGAUGAAUGGGACCUCAAGCCUGGUGGACGCUACUUCUUUACAAGAAAUAUGUCUUGCUUGGUUGCUUUUGCUGUUGGGGAGAAGUACACUGUUGGAAAUGGUUUUCAUGUUAUUGCUGCGCACACAGACAGUCCAUGCUUGAAGCUCAAACCAAAUUCUGCAUCCUCCAAAUCUAAUUAUCUAAUGGUCAAUGUGCAGACCUAUGGAGGUGGUUUAUGGCACACUUGGUUUGAUAGGGACUUGAGUGUUGCAGGAAGGGUGAUAGUGAGGGGUGCUGAUGGUUCUUUUCUGCACAAGCUUGUCAAAGUAAAAAAGCCUUUAUUACGAAUACCAACGCUCGCCAUUCAUCUUGACCGCACAGUGAAUAAGGAUGGGUUUAAACCAAACCUAGAGACACAUCUCAUUCCAUUAUUUGCAGCAAAACCUGAGGAAAAAUCUUCAGAGUCAAAAGAUGAAAAUACAGAAACUUCUUCAAAAGCUGCCCAUCAUCCACUGCUUAUGCAGGUUUUGUCAGAUGAGCUGAGUUGCAGCACUGAUGACGUAAUGAGCAUUGAAUUAAAUCUCUGUGAUACCCAACCUAGCUGCCUUGGAGGUGGAAACAAUGAGUUUAUUUUUUCUGGAAGAUUGGAUAAUCUUGCUUCCAGUUUUUGUGCAUUAAGAGCUCUUAUUGAUUCAUGUAAAUCUUCCAAUGGUUUAUCAAGUGAACCUGCUAUUCGGAUGGUUGCGUUAUUUGAUAAUGAAGAGGUAGGUUCAGAUUCAGUCCAGGGAGCUGGUGCACCAACCAUGUUUCAGGCCAUGAGACGAAUAGUUGGAUGCUUAGAUCAUAACAAAGUUGGUGAAGGUGCUAUUGAGCGUGCAAUUCGGAGAUCCUUUCUUGUGUCUGCGGACAUGGCUCAUGGAGUUCAUCCAAAUUUUAUGGAAAAGCAUGAAGAACACCAUCGACCGGAAAUGCAAAAGGGACUUGUUAUCAAGCACAAUGCAAACCAGAGAUAUGCUACUAAUGGGAUCACAGCUUUUCUCUUUAAAGAAGUUGGCAAAAUCGUCAACCUUCCAACUCAGGAAUUUGUGGUGAGAAAUGAUAUGGGGUGUGGGUCCACCAUAGGUCCUAUACUUGCUUCUGGCGUAGGCAUCCGCACUGUUGAUUGUGGCAUUGCUCAACUUUCCAUGCACAGUGUGAGGGAGGUGUGUGCAAAGGAGGAUAUCGACAUUGCUUACAGGCAUUUUAAGGCAUUCUAUGAGAACUUUUCAACCAUAGACAAGAAGCUACAAGUGGAUUAAGGCCGCCUGAUAUUUCUAUUUUCUUGGGUGUGUUUUAUGGGGAUUAUCUUAUUUCAUAUUUCAUCUUAUUUGUUGUGGGGAUAGGGAGGAGAGAGAGAGAGGAGCACAUGGCAUGUAUUGCUUCAUCAAACAUUUUUAUUAUUGGUAAGCAUAUUAUAGCCUCCGAAAAUAAAGAUGACUCUAAGAGCUUGGACAGAUAAACUAUAGGUAAAGACUAAUAUGUGAAAAAGGAAGCUAACAAUAAUUACUAUCUCCAUGCUUUGCACUGUAGGAGGAGCAAUUCGUUGAGCUAAGUGUAUCCAUAUGAUCAGUUUUUGUUCAAAUUCAUAGGAUUUGUGGUGGAAGUAGAACUGAGAUUGAGGUCAAGAUUAGCGUUUUGGUUGGAGUUCCCUUUGGAGAGCUUCUGCUUCUGCUUCAGCUCAGACAACAGAGCCUGAUUCUCCUUGUUUAGUUGCUGAGCUUUUUUCCUAAGCAUCUCAUUUUGUCUGAUGAUGUAACAGUUCUGCAAGUAUAGCUGUGAGUUCAUCUUCUCCAUAUUCAAGUGCUAUUAUCUUCCCUGAAACAAAAGAAAAACAAGAUUAAAAUAUCAAAUGAAGAUUAAUUUCAUGCA